Messenger RNA from Diplodia corticola, 1557 nucleotides. RefSeq names its product tap domain-containing protein. The transcript is spliced from 6 exons. Bases 1 to 1557 code for a protein of 518 amino acids. Lineage: Eukaryota; Fungi; Ascomycota; Dothideomycetes; Botryosphaeriales; Botryosphaeriaceae. The record is from RefSeq and is a predicted model, not a curated record.
AUGUUUCCCAAGACUUCUGGCUACCUUCCAUUCCUAUUAUUCCAGGCCACCGCCAUCCUCGCGGAGCCUCGGACUCCGUAUCCUUCUACGAAUCAAACUCAGGGUAUCCAGUGGAGCCCAUGUGGCUUCGAGAUCGAAACCUUGCCCAUGCUCUGCGGAUCCCUGUCCGUUCCGUUGGACUAUCUCGCGUCCAACUCUACUGAAAUGCUCGAGCUUAAACUUGCCAAGGCGGUUGCCACAAAGUCGCCCUCAAGAGGAAGCAUCUUGUUCAAUUUUGGCGGCCCUGGAUCAGGUGGUCGCGCGGAACUGAGCUCUGUCGCUGCACAGAUGAAUGCAUACACUGGCGGCUAUCAUGAUCUCAUAGCAUUUGAUCCGAGAGGAACCGUGGAUACCAUCCCGUUCUCAUGCUUCGGCGACGACACGGAGAAGCUCCUUUGGCAAUUGACCAACCGCCUCAUCGCCGGCAACGCCUCGGACACAGCACUCGGAGAUCUGUGGGCGAUUUCCAAAAGCUACGCCGAUACCUGCCAAAACAACACCAACGCCACCGGCAUUGGAGGCGUCAUCGGGACGGCUUACACUGCCAGAGAUCUCAUCUCGGUUGUCGAUGCUCUUGGCGAGGAUGGGCUGCUGAGGUUCUGGGGUUUCUCGUACGGCUCGCCGCUUGGGGCAACUGUCGCCGCCAUGUUCCCCGAAAGAGUCGACAGAGUCAUCAUAGACGGCGUGCUUAACAUCCACCAGUACUGGCACUAUCACGACACCGAAAUGUGGGAGGGCACCGACAGGACCUUUUCGGCCUUUCUGGAGGCUUGUGUCGAAGCAGGCGACAAAUGCGCAUUGAAUCGUCCCAACGCCACCGCUUCAAGCCUCGAGGACGGCUUCUACGCGUGGUUGGAAGAUGUCAAGUAUCACCCCAUCUCGCUACCGGAUUACUCGAUCGACUACAGCGCUUUGAGAGGGUCGGUAGUCGGAGCGCUCUACAACCCGCGAGUCUACUCUGACCUGGCCGAGCUCAUCGACGGCAUGAUGACCGGAAACGUGACGGACCCGGGCUGGCAGACCAUGGUGCUCGGGCUCACGUCAACCGAGGCGAGAAUCGGCAUCCUGUGCGGCGACAAGGCAACGCGGUCUUCGCGCAUGGAGGAGACGCUCCCCGCAAUCGACGAGCAGAUGCGGCUGAGCCGGCUCGGAGGCGACGUCUUCAGCUCCACCGUCAUGCAGUGCGCCAGAUGGCAGAUGGAUGCCAAAGAGCGAUACCUGGGCGACUUCAACGUCCAGACACGGACGCCCAUUCUCACCAUCGGCAACACGUACGAUCCGGUGACGCCGUUCGCGUCUGCGCUCAACGCCAGCAAGAGCUUCCCGGGCGCUGUGGCUCUCGAGCACCACGGCUUCGGUCACGCCUCGAUAGCCCAAGCGUCCAUCUGUACAGUCAAGGCGGUUCAGGCUUACUUUUUGAACGGCACACUGCCUGAGCCUGGUACCGUAUGCGAGGUAGAUCAGCCUCUGUUCUCGAAUGUGACCUGGAAGGACGUCAUCCCUACUGACCUUGUCUGA